Molecule: messenger RNA, 5109 nt
Organism: Nerophis lumbriciformis (worm pipefish)
Lineage: Eukaryota; Metazoa; Chordata; Actinopteri; Syngnathiformes; Syngnathidae
Source: RefSeq, a predicted model, not a curated record
AUGGGAAACUCUGAGAGCCAGUACAGUAUCCAGGGCCUUAAAGCCACCAACUUUGGUUUCUCUGGAACACAGAAGCCGUACUCGCUAAAACUCGGCCCAGCCACAGACGACCCCCUGUCACCUCAUGAAUGGUGGAAAAGUGCACCAGUGAGCUAUGGGUAUAAAGCCAAAUGUGUCAGCCGAGGUUGUCUCUCCCCUCCAAAGACCCGACAGCCUUAUUCUGCCCGUCACAAUGACUGUGUCUCAAGGGGGGCGAGGUGUAGCCCAAAUGAACAUCGCUGGCAUCGGCCAACUGGAUGUGGUAUACGCAAGCGGCAUGUGUCGGAUGACUAUGAAGAUAAUCCAUAUGGAGCAGAGCUCAAUAGCUAUACUUUAAAUGGUCAGAGAGAUAAACAAGAGGUUUUAGAGAAACAGAGUAGCCCAAGAGUGGUGAUUAAGAAGGAUGGCAGCCUGAGAGUAGAAUUCACCAACACCUCAGGCAAUGAUUUCCUCCUGGAUGAAGUCUCUGGUCCUGUACAGCUACUCAAAUUCUCGUCUAAUUUGGAGUCCCCCUCUACACCUAGUUUGCCUGGUUCUGGCAGCAGCGAACCCGAUGGCGUGCACAGUGGUCCUCCACCAGCCUCUACCUCCUCUACUGCUAGAACCAGUAAAGGGAGCUCACUGAGCUCAGAUGGUUCCUGGUAUGAUUCUCCUUGGGGUGUCAGUGCAGAACUUUGUGAGCAGGACCAAUCUUGCUCUUCUAUCAGGACGCAAGUACAUUCUCCUAUUCACCAGCAUGACUCUUUCACCGAGCGGUCUUCUCCUCUGUCCAUUGCCGGCCUUUAUAAAGACCCCACAAUGUCUGCUACCUUCCCCAUAGCCAAAGACAUGUCCUCCCAUUUAGAGGCAGCUCCAAUUGGCCAACAGCUACAUGGAGCAUCCCUUGCUUCAGUCUUGGAUGUUCCCUUGGAAGAAGAAUGCCUUGAGCCCCCCCAAUAUUCAUCAUACACCUUGCCCUGUCGAAGACCUAAAGCUCACACUAUGUGUGAGGGCCCCAACCAUGAACAGCAUCGUGAGCGGGCCGGAUCAGAAUUUGGCUUCAACAAGAAAGCUUCUUUAAAAAAACACAUCAGACGUUUCAGUGACUGGACUGGCAGCCUCAGCCGUAAGAAGAGGAAGACUCAGGAAACCAGGUACAAGGAUCAGAGCGAUGUCUUUGACAGCGGUGUUGAUGGCCUGACUACAGACACCAACUCUCCGUCACAGGCGUCAAGUCUCUUGUGGUUCCCAGGUGCGCCAAGGACCCAAUCAUCAGGGGCUAUUCACCAAUCAACCAACGAUGGACUCCGCCAGAACAUUUAUGAGAACUUUAUGAGGGAGCUGGAGAUGGGUAGUGGACAUGGAGGAAGCGAGAAAAAAGAAGCUUCCACAGGCGAAGAUGAAGGAGAGAGCAGCAGUGAGUCAGUUGAGGGGUCGCUUGAGCAGCUGGACCUGUUGUUUGAAAAGGAGCAAGGGGUGGUCAGACGGGCAGGUUGGCUUUCUUUCAAACCUUUAGUGACGCUGCAGAAGGACAGGAAACUGGAGCUGGUUACACGUCGCAAGUGGAAACAGUACUGGGUCACCUUAAAGGGAUGUACGUUAUUAUUCUAUGAGACGUACAAUAAAGAAUCAUCAGAGCAAGAGCUGUCCCCUCGCUACUCUUUACUCGCUGAGGACAGCAUCGUCCAGGCUGUGCCAGAGCAUACAAAAAAGGAGAAUGUCUUCUGCCUCAGCAACUCAUAUGGAGAUAUCUACCUCUUUCAGGCCAGCAACCAGACCGACCUAGAGAACUGGGUGACAGCCAUCCACUCGGCCAGCGCCUCGCUGUUGGCCAAGCGCCAGGGAAAGGAGGAUACAGUGCGCCUGCUGCGGAGCCAGGUUCGCGGCCUGUUGCAGAAGAUUGACAUGGAUGGGAAAAUGAAGAAAAUGGCUGAGCUUCAGCUGACUGUUGUUAGUGAUCCCAAAAACCGCAAGGCCAUUGAAAACCAGAUCCAGCAGUGGGAGCAAAAUCUGGAGCGGUUCAACUUGGAUCUUUUUAGGAUGCGCUGUUACCUGGCCAGUCUUCAGGGUGGUGAGCUACCCAACCCGAAAAGCCUGUUAGCAAUCGCUAGCCGCCCUACCAAAACCAUCCUGGGCCGUCUCGGAAUCUUCUCUGUUUCAUCUUUUCACGCAUUGAUUUGUUCCAGGGAUGAAGCUACGCUGCGCAGGCGCUCCUUGACACGGACAUUCCGAAAGCACAAAAGAAGCCUUUUUUCAUCCCUCAAAGGCCUUGACACUUUGACAAAGAAGAACAAAAGGGUCUCUGUAUCACAGAUCUUUGAGAGCGACGCUGGAGGUCAAGCGCACGUUCCGCCUCCCAAGAACACAGAGAGAAUGAAUACGCUCACCAGGAUCCACUCCAUGUCGCCCCCUGAGGAAGGUUUAUGGGAUAUCAUCAGCUCUCCCACAGGAACGCUGACCUGUGUCUACAUGCCAGAUGGCCUGACGGCCCAGGUUCAUGUAAGAAGUCAGCAAACUGCUACUGACCUUCUCCUUGAGGUUUGCAAGACUAAACAGCUGGACCCAGACUUGCACCGACUGCGUCUGCACAGGCAAGCGGGACAAGAUACCGAGAUUCGAUCUGUGGCGCCUGAUGAGCUUGUUUGCGAUUUGGUUGGCCAGUUGGAGAUGGUCCCAGUUAAUAUGUUUACCUUGCAAAUGAACAGGACAAGCGGUAAUGGAGAUUUCGGAUUUGCUGUAACAGGACAGAUAGACAGUCAGAAAAAUAGUCGAAUAUUUGUUAGUGAGGUGCUUCCUGAUGGCCAAGGCUUCACCGAAGGUUUGCGACCAGGUGAUGAGGUUUUAAUGUUGAAUGGUCGCUAUGUAUCAGCUCUUGACCUGACACUGAUCCAGAUGCUGUUUUCUGAGCAAACUCUGAACAUGUGCCUGAGGCGGGAUGGACCCCCGCCUCAAAAUAGUCCCUCUGGCAAUUUACUUCCUCCUCCAGCGUUCAAAGUCAAAGCCAAGUCCUCCUCAGACUUGUGCACUGCAGCGGAGGGUAACGAGUCCAUGUGUGCCGGGCUGGAGAGUCACUCCCACUGCGCACACAGGCCUGUUCAGCUCAGCAAGAGUGUGGACACAGUGUGCAACCUCUACCAGUCCUUCCAGGAAGGCGAAGGUUCAGCCACUGGCGGCCCAAUGGAGGACUCCAAGGAGGCGCCGGUGAAGCAAGCAGGCGAUUUAAGUCCACGCUCCAGGGGUGACAGUGCUCUUCUUCGACCAUGCCCCAAGCAUAUGAGUAGCACUGAGCGGUUACGCAAGGUCAUCCAGGAGCUGGUGGACACAGAAAAGUCUUAUGUGAAGGACUUGGCUUGCCUGUUCGAGAUCUACCUGAAACCCCUACAGAAUGAAACAUUUCUUACUAUGGAUGAGAUGGAGAGUCUGUUCGGCAGUCUGCCAGAGAUGUUAGACUUCCAGAGGGUCUUCCUGCAGACGCUAGAAGAGAGGAUUGCUUCCUCCCCUGAUUUCAGCACGCUUGAGACACCCUCUCAGUUCAAGAAGCUUUUGUUUUCUCUCGGGGGUUCCUUCUUAUACUACGCUGACCACUUCAAACUCUACAGUGGCUUCUGUGCCAACCACAUCAAGGUCCAGAAGGUCCUGGAGAGAGCUAAAACUGAUCGAGCCUUCAAGGAAUUUUUAGAUGCAAGGAAUCCCACCAAGCAGCACUCCUCCACCCUGGAGUCCUAUCUGAUUAAACCAGUACAAAGAGUGCUCAAGUACCCCCUGCUGCUCAGGGAGCUGGUCUCCCUCACUGAUGCCAACAGCGAAGAGCACUGCCACCUCACGGAGGCACUCAGGGCCAUGGAGAAGGUGGCCAGCCACAUCAAUGAGAUGCAGAAAAUCUACGAGGAUUACGGAACAGUCUUUGAUCAACUCGUUACUGAGCAGGCCAGCCACGAUAGAGAGGUCACUGAAAUCUCUAUGGGAGAGUUUCUUCUGCAUUCCACUGCAGUCUGGCUAAACCCACAUCCAUCAUUGGGUCGCAUGAGAAAAGACCCAGAGAUGACCGUGUUUGUCUUCAAGAAAGCAGUCAUAUUGGUCUACAGGGAAAACAACAAGCUGAAGAAAAAGAUGACCAACCCUCGUUCGGCGCUUUCUCACGGCGAUCCAGACCCGUUCAAGUUCCGUUGGCUCAUCCCUCUGUCUGCACUCCAGGUCCGACUGGGAAAUACAGCUGGACCGGGCACAGAAAGCAGCUGCAUCUGGGAGCUGAUUCACUCCAGGUCUGAAGUGGAAGGCAGACCGCAGACAGUCUUCCAGCUGUGUAGCAGCGAGCCCGAGAGCAAGGUGAACGUCAUCAAGGUGAUCCGCUCCAUCCUCAGGGAGAACGCCAGGAGGAACACGAAAGGCGAGGCCACUUUGGAGCGUGGCUGUAAGGAACGCCUGGCAGCCAUGCGCACCGCUGCGCCCUCCGCCAAGAUGGGCUCCUGCAGGCCUUCCCGGUUGUGUCGGCAGCCCCUCGGAGACCCCCCCGUCCAGUCCUGGAAUCUCAAGUGCGGACCCGACUCAGACGAAGGCAGCCUGAGCAGCGGCACCCACAGUCUAUCCAGUGCUCCACCUGUCACAGAAAGCUCGACUCAAUCGCCGCCGGGAAGUUACUCCGUGAAGGAGUCAGACAUCCUCAGCGACGAGGACGACGACGGCUUUAGCGAGACCGGCGCCGCCAAGAGGGAAGGGCUCGACGCUCGCUUCUUCCAGUUAAAAAUUUGCGAGGAGCCCGUGCUGACUUACGAGCCUGCCGCCCGCGUUCAACCAGAGGGGGACGCCACCGAGGCCCCAGUCGGACUUGCGAGAGACCAACCGAGUGCGGCGAAGAGGAAAAGCGGGAGUCUGCGGAGAAGCCGGGGGGCGCUUGUGUGCAUGAAGGAGCAAAGCCGCUCAUUGGACACCCACAACGAUGCGUCAUCACCGCCGCCGGGCGUGUUGGACCUCAAUGCGCUUCUGGAGAGAGAGUUUAGCGUCCAAAGUCUGACCUCGGUGGUCAAUGAGGACUGUUUCUAUGACACGGCCCUGGAGAGACCCCCGAGAGCACGAGACUAUAACCCUAGUUAG